AUGGCCGACACCGAGGGUGCAGGCACCUCCUCUGUAUCUGAGCCUUUGGAUCUCGUCCGUCUCUCCCUCGACGAGAUUGUCUUUGUCAAGUUGCGGGGUGACCGCGAGCUGAAGGGCCGUCUACACGCUUACGAUAGUCACUGCAACCUGGUACUAGGCGAGGUUGAGGAGACUAUCUACGUCGUUGAGGAGGACGAGAACGAGCAAGAGCACAUUCGAACAAUCAAGAAGCAGGAAGAGAUGCUGUUCGUUCGAGGUGACUCGGUCGUCCUGAUCUCGCCCCAAGCAUGA
Aspergillus mulundensis is the source of this 291-nucleotide messenger RNA. Its product is annotated as U4/U6-U5 snRNP complex subunit LSM3. Gene Ontology annotation, cellular component: catalytic step 2 spliceosome; precatalytic spliceosome; U6 snRNP. Gene Ontology annotation, molecular function: RNA binding. The record is from RefSeq and is a predicted model, not a curated record. Gene Ontology annotation, biological process: mRNA splicing, via spliceosome; P-body assembly. Bases 1 to 291 code for a protein of 96 amino acids. Lineage: Eukaryota; Fungi; Ascomycota; Eurotiomycetes; Eurotiales; Aspergillaceae. The transcript is spliced from 4 exons.